Molecule: messenger RNA, 3761 nt
Organism: Cygnus olor (mute swan)
Lineage: Eukaryota; Metazoa; Chordata; Aves; Anseriformes; Anatidae
Gene: ANAPC10
Product: anaphase promoting complex subunit 10
Exons: 6
Coding region: 190-579 (129 amino acids)
Biological process (GO): protein K11-linked ubiquitination; anaphase-promoting complex-dependent catabolic process
Cellular component (GO): anaphase-promoting complex
Source: RefSeq, a predicted model, not a curated record
CCGUUGAACGGUCAUAGGGGCGGCGGAGGAGGAGUCCGGAGGGAGCCCGCGGAGCGGCUCCGCGCCCCGCCGCUCCUUUCAGCGCCCCCCUCAACCCUUCCUCCUCCUUGGUCCCCAGGCUGCCCCUGGGGCUGGCGGCUUCUCGUUGACCGCCCGCGUGCUGCACGGAGAAGGGAGCCCCGAGGAGAAAUGACUACCCCAAACAAGACACCACCUGGUGCUGAUCCAAAGCAAUUGGAGAGGACUGGUACUGUUAGAGAAAUAGGAUCACAAGCAGUUUGGUCACUUUCAUCUUGUAAACCAGGAUUUGGAGUGGAUCAGUUAAGAGAUGAUAAUCUAGAAACUUACUGGCAGUCAGAUGGAUCACAGCCUCAUUUGGUGAACAUCCAGUUUAGGAGAAAAACAACAGUGAAAACGUUAUGUAUUUAUGCGGACUACAAAUCUGAUGAAAGUUACACUCCAAGCAAAAUCUCUGUCAGAGUAGGAAAUAACUUUCAUAAUCUCCAGGAAAUCCGGGAUGCAUGUGGUAGCCGUAUAUGCCGUGAACUUGGUCUGAUGGAGCAGCAUGAUCCAUCAUGAAGAAAGUAGUAUUUCACCAGCCAAAGCUGAGAUUAUAAGAAACCUACCCAUUACGGUCUCCAAACACAUAACUUCCAUAGAGUCUUUCAGACUGGCAACCUCGAUAGACAAAUCCACCAACCAAGGCUCCACUGCUGAAUGGUUUGAAUUCUAGAAGCGAAGGCUCACUUUCUAAAAAGGAACUACCAUAGCAUUAGAUCAUAUGCAGUUUCAUAUUUUGAUUCAUAUUUGUGAAAAGUAUUAUUACUUCAAGAAAUAGGUUAAUCCUCUUUAAGUGUUCUUUAAAAUUCAAGGUGUGUAGCUGGAAAGAAAGCAUUAGGAAAAUCAGAACGUUGCAACGAAAGCUGUGUGUGAAACAAUGAGUUAGAGAUUUAGAUAGGAGACACUAUAAUUACCUUCUUCCAUGCACAAGCCAAGAGAAUAAAACUGUAUCAGGAUUAGGUCAGACUUCCAUUGAAGUUAAUGUGAUUACAGCUAUUAACUUUUUUGUGUCACUACAGUCUACAGAAUAGAUCUCUUGAAUGUCAGGAAUAUAAUUAAACCCCCUUCACUGAAAAGGGUGCUCAGAUUUUUCACCAGUACCUAAGAGCAUGAAUUCCUGUGAUUUUCAGCAGAACUUGUUUUCAAAGCUAUUCAAUGGUUUGAGAAACUCUUUCAAAAUCAGUUUUAAAUACAGUUUGUCUCUUACUUCCCAUAAAACAUUAGUAUUGCUGGAUGUAGCUACUUAUGGUAAUUUUUCCUGCUGCUAUUAUAAUUGCAGUUCCUACACACACACAUAUAUAUUUUUUUACAGAACUGCAGAGUUUAGUCACAUCAAAUCGUGUCUUUGAGGAAGUUUCAAUGCAAAUGUUCCUAUGCAUGCAAUCAAAUAUUGCUUAGGGUAAAAGCAGGCAAAUUGAAAUCCUAACUGCAUAAUUUUAAAUUAAAGCCACAGCCAACAGACUUUUUUGUUUCAUAGGAACUUUAUUUUUGGUUGAAGUGCUGUCUGCAGGUCUUUGAUAAAUGAAUUUCCUAGAUUAUUCUACAUGAGAAAGAGCUGAAAUUUUAUGUGUGGGAGAAAAGGAUGGUGGGCUCUUUUUAUUUAAGCAGUUGACCCACAGCCUAGUAUUAAUACUGGCAAGCUGUUCUGGAUAGACACAAUAUUGCUUAGUUUACUCUACAGUAAAGAUGCAGUCAAAAUUCCAUUGGAGCAGUGGUUUACCAAAUAUUAUUCUUUGGUUUGGCUUUUAUAAAAUGCACACAAAAAUACAUGCAAUAACUGAAGUAGAACAAUUGCAUUGCACGUUGGGACUGUGCUACUAGCCAGCACAGCUGCUUUGCUUUUAAGUACAGUACAGGUGGAAGAACUGGAGAUGUGAAUAAAACCUGAAAACAUUAUGUUCCAGGAAAUAUGUCAGUUCUUGAUCCCUUUAAACACCUUUGAAAUUUACCACCUUUUACCACCAUAUUUAGAAGCUGGGAAAUGGUCAACCAAGGCAGAGGAUAGCUCAGAUUAACUACCACCUGGCUUCCCUGAACAAGCAAGUGAUCUUAGUAGGUAUCAGAGUUAAACAUUAAAUUAAAAUUGUGAGUGGCAAUCAUACUGAUUCAGAGAGCACAUAAAACAUUCUAAAAUUUUAAGUUCCUAAUUGAGUAUGUUUAUUCUAUUGCAAUCUAAACUAGUCUUUUAUUAUGAAGUAGUAGCAUAGUGCAUUUCUCUAAGUUGUUCAUUUUUAGUAACAUUUAAACAGAGCUCAGUCAUUUCCCUGUUUGGUUUUGUUCUGUUGUUGUCUAUCUCAUUUUUUCCAUUAUAGGAGGCACAUUACAUGAGAUUUCCAUUCUGUACCUUAAAAGGUUAUUUGUGAAUGACUAAGAAUACAUUUUCAUCACUUCCUGAUAUUCCAAAAUCUUUUCUUUAUGAACCAUCAUUUGCAAUUACAGUGAGAUCUUUGAGAGACUAGCAACUAGCAUAUUUCUUGAAUCUUAUUUACAUGAUAUUCUGCAAAAACAAGAACAAAGUUCAGUCAUUUAAAUUUUGUUUCGUCUUUCAUCUUUUAUCUACUUGUACUGUACUUUCAUAUGUUCUGUCUUAUGUAGGUUACCUAUCCUGACUAUGCAGUAAGUUACUUGUCAUGGCUUUACAGUCCUUUAUUGUUUUCUGUUUUCUAUUUAUUAUUCCAUAGUCAGAGAAACCUACUAUUCCCAGUAGCUUUACCCUGGAUGGAACUUACCAUAGUCUUUACCCUUUAUUAUCUGUAAGAUUCUUGCUGAAGAUCUGUUCUUUCCAUUUGAAUCUGAGCAAAGUAUUGUUAAAUUGAUGUUUAUAUCUGUUGGGUGGCGAUCCACAGCACAGCUGUAAGACAAGACAAUAGAAGAAAAUUCAUGAAAUAUAUGGAUUCAGUAGAAUGGCUUCAAUAGUAUGAAGCAUCACAUUUUGAGGGAUUACUAUUUCAUUGUGGCUCAUACACAUUUGAGGGACCUGCUUCAUAAUGAGCCAAAAUAUCUGAGAGAGGCAUCAGAUUUGAAUAUAAGAGAGAAUAUCUUUCCCAUCCCUGCACUAUUUUUAUAACAUGGAGUAAAGCUAUGCUUUUACUUAGUUGAAAUCUACUCUGCUCAGCAACACUGGAAAUAAGUAAUGCUUAACAAGCUAAAUGAGUUGACGUACAUGUGUAGAAAUUUUUGACUGUUAAGAAGUCUGAUGGUCAACUCUGUGUGAACAGCUUCUGAAUUUCUGAUUUUUGUAAACCGUGACUUUAAAUGUCACUUCAGUAAUACCACCACCUAAUUUGCUGAAUUAUGUGUUGUUUAGUUAAAGUGUUGCUCUCCUCCUUGUUAUGUUUAGAUUUCACCAGAUGUUCUCAUUUGUUUCUACGUGCCUUUUUCGCAAUCAAGAUUCUACUGUUCUAAUUUCUCAGAUUCCCAUCCCAGCUGUGUUUACCAGCUCUCGCAUUAACUUCUCGUGUUUCAUAAAGAAAAAAAAUAUAGAGGGGGAAAAAAAAAAAGCCAGUAUGUUGUUUCUUCCAUUUCAGUCUUGACUUGUAUAGCUGUGCAUUCUCAUCUCCUUCCUUACCCUUUUCCAAUCCACAUUUGUUUCUUAACUGUGACAUGAGUGAAGAUGGAGGAGUGGUUGUUAAAAAGGUUCCUGAGUGCCUUAUUAUGACAAUUUUGUUACCAGACUAAAUAAAAUAUUUCUGGCUGAAAAC